UCCCUCUGAUAAAAGUUGAAUUGAUCCUCUGCUGAUAUUUGAGUUGGACCCUUCCAGGAGCGGACCGUUACAUCAUCAGCGGAGAAUGACAUGUGUCAACACAACUGCCAGCUGUGAUCUCCACCGGAGGCUGCACUCGUGCGAAAUCCCACCCCCCCCCCACAUGGAGGAGAGGCGUCCCGCUCACACCGCGCCGACCACGGGAGAGUGACGGCGCUCCCGAGCAGCGGGGAAUCACGGUUUGGUUCUUUUCUCUUCUGCUGCCAGUCGAGAGAGGAGGAGACGGGGGAGGACGGCAGCGCUCAUCCAUCCAUCCAUCCAUCCAUCAGUCCAUCCAUCCAUCCAUCAGUCCGCCCGGUACCGCGCGUCCCCGCCGCCUUGGACCUCCCGCGUGCCGGCGGGGGGUGGGGGGCAGCCGGGAAGGACGUUCAGCGUCGAGAGGGAGGGAGGGGGAGCGAAAGGAGCCCGUCUGUCAGUGUUAUUCCCCGGUGUUGGAUGUGGACACACGCAGGGGGGAGCGAGGACCACGGCCGCCGCCGCCGCAGCGCCACUCUCCUGUUUCCAGCUCUGUCCUGACUGAGCGCAUUUCACCGGUUGCUCAUCUGAAGAUCUGGCCCUCGUCUCGGGCCUGAGAGGACAGUGUAGUGCACCAUGACCCAGGAGGGGCAAUCCCUGCCCUCUCCCACCCCACCAGAGAACCCAGUGGAGGCCAGUGCAACCACCGCCAGCACCAGCACCGACUCACCCGCAGACGCCCACAGCCAGACGGAGCCGGACGCGCUGGGGGCGGCGGCGGCGAAGGACGAGGUAGAGGAGGGCCAACAACCGGAGGAGACCAGAGAGGGAGUCGAGGGGGCAGAGGGGGGGAGGCACGGGGACGGAGGAGCAGAAGCGGAGCUCGCAAGAGGAGAGGGGGAGUUAAAAGAGGAGAGGGUCGAUGGCAGUGGGGGUGAGGAUCGACAGACAGACGGAGGGGCGCAGGGACAGAGGGAAGGCACAAGAGGGGAUGGAUGUGUAAAUUCAGAGGUAAGCUCAACGGGGGAGGAGGCAGCAGCAGCAGCAGCAGCAGCAGCAGCAGCGCGCGAGGCGGAGGAGGUGAAAGAGGAAGAGGAGGGGAAGGAAAAUGAAGACGUGACACUGUCUACAGAGGAGGCAACACACCCUCAACCAGCUGGGAGACUGGCAAACGGUAUAGGCGGGAAUGAAGAGGAGGACGAAGCUGGCGAGGAGGACGAGGGCGAAGUUGGAGCGGGGACUCACACACACCUGGACGCUUUCAGCUCCAACUUUGAGAUGAAUGUAGAACAAGCCGAUACAGAAGUGGAGGAGGAGGAGGAGGAGGAGGAGGAGGAAGAGGUCCAGAGAGAGGGGGGUGGAAGAGGAAACCAGGACAGCUUCAGCUCGGCGUUCGAGCAGAUUGUUGAGCAGGUGGAUGUUCAGGGGGAAGAAGAGGAGGAAGAGGACAAGGACCUGGAGGAGGAGAGGGAGAGAGGUCGGAUGGACAACAAGGAUGGCUUCAGCUCCACAUUCGAGCGCAUCGUGGAGUCUGCCUUGCUGAGGGGCGGGACCUGCUACAGCAGUCUGGACUCGCUGGAUGUGCUGUCCCUCACAGACGAGACGGACAGCUGCGUCAGCUUCGAGGCCCCACUGACGCCGCUCAUCCAACAGAGGGCGCUGUUACAGGGCCCUGAACCUUUGGAGCUGGAGCUGGAGACCGUUCAGGAGCAAGAAGGGGCCGAGGCUGGACCGGACGCCCCGGGAGCAGACCUGAACCCUGCAGAGGGCAUGGUCCGCGGAGCAGUGGCUGGAGCAGGGGGCAGCCCACUGAGGACCACCAUACCAGGGAGCAGGUCGGAGUUUGUGCUGAGCCAGCCGGGACGCUGGACCAUCCCCAAUGGAUACCACGCAGACUCCCAGGGAGCCGCGGAGGGUGGCGGAGCCAUGAUCAACUCUGUCAGCGAUGCCAACCUCACAGACGCCCUGUCUGACUCAGAGGAGUGCGAGUUGGGCAGUCUGGAGCGUUUGGAGCGCGGCAGCACCGACACUCUGGCCAAUGGCUGCCGAGCCGACAGUGAGGCGGCCAAGAGGCUGGCCAAGCGCCUCUAUCACCUCGAGGGCUUCAAACGCUGCGACGUGGCCAGACACCUGGGCAAGAAUAAUGAGUUCAGCCAGUUGGUGGCGUCGGAGUACCUGAACUUCUUUGACUUCUCGGGCCUGUCGCUGGAUCGAGCCCUGAGGAACUUCUUAAAGGCCUUUCCACUGAUGGGAGAGACCCAGGAGAGAGAGCGGGUCCUGGUCCAUUUCUCCAGACGCUUCUGCCACUGCAACCCACAGACCCCCUCCUCUGAAGGUCAGAGCCCAGAGGGUGAUGGCGACGAUGAUGAUGGUGGUGAUAAAGAUGAUGGAGCCCACACACUAACCUGUGCUCUCAUGCUGCUUAACACCGAUCUACACGGACACAACAUUGGGAAGAAGAUGUCGUGUCAACAGUUCAUCAGUAAUCUAGACGGCCUCAACAACGGCAAAGACUUUCCCAAAGACUUAUUAAAGGUUUUGUACAACUCCAUCAGGAAUGAGAAGCUUGAGUGGGCAGUCGAGGAGGAGGAGCUGAGGAAGAGCCUGUCGGAGCUGGUGGAGGAGCAAUGUGAGGGCGGGGGUAAACGUGGUGUCAGGGUCACGGACGGCAAUAACCCUUUCAUCGCAAUUCCCAUUCUCCUGAAUGCUGUCACCUACAAACACGGAGUGCUGACCCGCAAGAGCCAUGCUGACAUGGACGGCAAACGUACCCCGAGGGGUCGUCGCGGUUGGAAGAAAUUUUAUGCGGUUCUGAAGGGGAUGAUCCUGUAUCUCCAGAAGGACGAGUACAAACCCGACGCCGACAUCUCAGAGGUGGACCUGAAGAACGCUGUGCGGAUCCAUCACGCUUUAGCCACCCGUGCCACCGACUACAGCAAGAAAGCCAACGUGCUGAAGCUCAAAACAUCGGACUGGAGAGUGUAUCUGCUGCAGGCCCCGAGUGAGGAGGAGAUGAUGUCUUGGAUCUUCCGAAUAAACCUGGUGGCGGCGCUGUUCUCAGCUCCGGCCUUCCCCGCUGCCAUCGGCUCCAUGAAGAAGUUCUGUCGGCCCAUCCUGCCAUCCUCAUCCACCAGACGCAACCAGGAGGAGCAGCUGCUGAGUCACGAGAGCAAGCUGAAGCAGAUGAGCCUGGAGCUGGAGGAGCACCGGAAAAACCCGCCCUCAGUUGACCCCAAAAGUCGGGAGUGGGAGGAGUACCGGCUCAAAGAGCACUACCUAACGUACGAGAAGACCCGCUAUGAGACUUACAUCAGCCUCCUGCAGGCAAAAAUCCGCGCGGAGACGGACGACCUUGAGAAGAUCGAGGCAAGCGUGAUGGGUGGCCUGAUCAUGGAGGGUGGUCUGGCCGGCCGCGAGUGCCACCUCCGCAAGACACAGUCCUCCCCGUCCAUCAGCCAGGCUCACGGCGGGCUGAACGGGAGGGCCGUCGACUGCUCUAAUCCAGGACAGAGGAGCUGAGGGGAGGGAGGGUGAAGAGACGCCACGGCCCACAAAAGCAACGUUUCCUCCGAGCCAAACUAGUUUAAUCCUCCAACUCCUUAAUGGGUUCUUUGUUCACCCUCUUUUUUGUUUUGAGCUCCUUCGUUCCUCCCGUUGUGCUCAUGGUGAGCGUGAGAUCCCAGAAUCCCAUCCCAGAAUUUAUCAACCCCGGUGAUGAGGUUCAGUCCUUGAGCAAUAGAUGAAAAGAAUGAAGAGGAAGAGCCCGCCAACAAGUGACCCCGCCAAACCUCAGUUCUUUGAACUUUUAUUAUUGCACAUCAGAACGAUCGUAACUGUGACCCUGCGACCUUCAUCAGUAUUAUUUUCAAAACUCGCCGCGAGGCGGUUGUCUUGAGUUGAAACUUAUUUUUCGUUAUGAGCAGAAGUCUGAGCAUUUCAUAACGUGUUCGUUUUUAGGUCAGAAAGAGAACAAAGAGAGAGACGCCAGACAGAGACUGAGAUGGACCCGGUGGAGAUGGUACUACUGUAGCAUUCUGGCCCCCGUCGUCCCGCGCAUGUUAACACACCCAGCCAACUCACAGGCGUGUGUACGGACCUACACGUGGGUGGCGUCUGAAAAACAAAAUAUAUCUGCCCUGGAGAACUUCUCAGAAGGAAUCGAGUCUCUGCCAUGUAUAGCAUAUUUAUUUAUUUAUUUAAUUAUCCUUUGUUCGCCACAGGGAGGGUCCACACACACACACACAGUGGACAUGCUCCACAUUCACACAGUUACAUACGGUAUGUUCCCAUGUGUAAAGGAGCUGCCCAGUGGAUCCGUGGGUUUUUUAAAACCGUUGUCUGCUCCACCAGAGGAGCUGGAGGUUGAGUGCCUUACUCAAGGGCACCUCGGCACGAGCUGUUGAGGGAUUUGUGUCACACAAAGUCUGCUUCUGUGAGUUCUUCAACGUUACCAUUUGUUUUUAUUACAACAACAAAAAAAGGGAUAACGGUAUGUAGCUGAAUGAAAGCAAUGUGCCACAUAUCAUGACAGAGUGCACUGAGCUGACAGAGCCGAUACGUAACUUGAAAUGAAGGGCAGAACAGGAGAGUGUGGGUGAGACGUGUACAGUAUGAGUGGGUCGGCUGUGUUGUGUGUGUGCGUGUGUGUGUGUGCAUCCGCUUGCUUUUGAAAGUAGUUCCAGUUGAGUUGUUGAAGCUGUAGGCGACAGGAAGAGGUGGAUUUAGCAGGGUCAUGUCUGAAUGAAUCACUUAUUGAGCGUGUUUGGUCAGAAACAGUCUGUUUGGCCUUCUGCUGAGUGAGACUACCAUCAGAACCAGGCCUCGAUCUUUCAAAAGCAUCUCCAGCACAGAGGCCUCCAUCAUCCAAAAAUCCCCAAAACUGAGAAUCUAACCUACCACUGCUCUUCAUUCAUAACAUGUUACAUGGACCUAUUAUACAGUAGCUACUAGCUUGUUUGGCAUUGUGCUGGGCAUUUACCAGCACUGGUGUAUUCCUUCUGCUGCCGUCAUUCCCACGAGAUGGAGAUGUUUUUGAGGAAACCGGGCCCUGGCUUAUUUUAGACAGACACAUGAUUGGAGAGUGUAGCAGCAGGACUGCUCAGGCGUAGCGUACUAAAGUUAGGAAACCUGUCGGCGUAAUGGAACGGAGAGGGGAACUGCAGCAAAACAACUCCACAUGGGUGAGGAGGAGGAGGAGGAGGUGGGACGCAUUUUCUAAGAAGAGACUGGUUAGGCUUUCUAAGUAAGACUGUCUCCGCCAGCCAAGAAUCGGCAAAACAGACAUCCUGCACGCAGGACCAAGCAGAGGAACAUAAUAUGUUAACGCCUGUUUCUCAUUGGAGGAGUUUGGCUUGUUUAAUGUUCUGAAGUAGUGGGGAUAUGGUGGGAGGGGGGGUGGUACUGCUGUUUGUGAGCACCUUAAUUGAUCCUUGCCCACUCAAAACACACGCACACACACACAAACACACACCGCAACUUUCCUCUUUCUACAUAAUUUGUUUAUGUGACACAACUGUAGAUCAGUGAGCUUAGUGACCCCUCACUCAGCCUCAAUGUGGCACAGAAGCAUGUUGACGUAACCAGAGCCGUGCAUCGGCAGUAAGAAUAAUCAUAUCUUUGGUCUGGACACAGUGCUUCUGCUGCUUUGUAUUUCAUAUUUAUAGUGACUGGCGGGAUCUGAGAUCCCCCUGAGACUCGGCUGGACACCUGGAAUCACAGCUGGAAGCCUUGGACUGGAUCCUUGUACAGACCAAAAUGCUGAACCGGAGCUGAGUUUUGCGCGAGGAAGUACCAUUUUUAUAAAAAGCUGAAUUGAUAGAAUAAAACUGCUUUCUUACAGGGAGACUUCCCCUUAUAGUCACUUUGCCUGUUGUGCUAACCAUUGUUUACCAAUGUUCUAGGGUAGGCCCGUGCCGUAAUAUAGAAUUGUGACAAAAAAAACCCCAUUUGUUGAUUGUUAUGAUUUAUUUUUAAGAAAAAAUGACAACUUCGGCACUUUGAUGUCAGCAAUGGAUCUCUUUGUUUGUUUGUUUUGUUUGUAUAUCGGAACUGUUUUUGACAGGAUGCUCAUACUAUGUAAAGGACAUAUUUACUGAAUAUUUAGUCUGUGCUUCAUAAAGUAAGCUUUUAUACAGAUGA
Scophthalmus maximus (turbot) is the source of this 6153-nucleotide messenger RNA. It is a transcript of the gene psd2, whose product is annotated as pleckstrin and Sec7 domain containing 2. Lineage: Eukaryota; Metazoa; Chordata; Actinopteri; Pleuronectiformes; Scophthalmidae. The record is from RefSeq and is a predicted model, not a curated record. Bases 652 to 3534 code for a protein of 960 amino acids. The transcript is spliced from 15 exons. Gene Ontology annotation, biological process: regulation of ARF protein signal transduction. Gene Ontology annotation, molecular function: protein binding; guanyl-nucleotide exchange factor activity; phospholipid binding.